AUGGCUCAUUCUACAGAUAUCGAUUCUGAUUUUGUAUCAACAACUGUUCCAACUAAAAAAGUGCAAACAAAUGCAACUGUAAGAAAAACAGGGAAAGAAAUCUAUAUCGAUAUAGAUUCAGCAAGUCAAGAUAGGGUUAAAAAAGCUAAAAAAGUGCAAACAAAUGCAACUGUAAGAAAAACAGGGAAAGAAAUCUAUAUCGAUAUAGAUUCAGCGAGUCAAGAUAGGGUUAAAAAAUCUAAAAAUACAAAAAAGAAGAAAAUACUUGAAAAGAAAAAAAGACACUAUGUUUCAGAUUCUUCAUCUUUACAGUCAGAGACAUCAGAGUCAGAGACAUCCACAACAGAGAGUGAUGAAUAUGAUAAAGUAAAUAAAAAGAAAAAAAGAAAAGUCAAAAAACAUUUCAAGCGCCACAAGAAAUUAAUCCAUAAUGAUGUGAAGCACAAAAAGAAAAAACAUGUUUCUGAUUCUUCAACAGAAUCAGAGACAGAAUCAUACACACAUUCAACGGAUGAUGAAUCUGAUGAAGAAAUCUAUGUAAAAAAGAGAACCGGUGAUAGAAAAUAUGUUGAAGGAGUGACAAAGAUUAAAGAAGCAAAAAGGAAGAGGAAUAGUAGGGACAAUCGUGCAGCAAUAAAGAAACAAAAAACCGUGAAAGAGCAAAAGACUGUGAAAGAUAUAUUGAAGGAGUUGCCUUCAAUAAACACUAGAUCAACACCUGGAUUGAUGACAGAUGCUCAUUACGAUGAAGGCACAAACAGUAUUCUGAUUAAAGGAAAAAGAAUAAAGAUCACAAAGGAAAAAAUUCAUAAAGUGUUUGGUUUACCCAAAACUGGAAAAAGCUUAUUUGAUUUGCACAAGGUUAGUGAAGAUCAUCAAGUGUUUGAUGGAUGGAUGAAGGAACUUGAAUACGGAAAGGCAAAUGCAACAAACUACAAGAAGAUUAUUCAAAAAUCCGAACAAGUGGAUAUGAAUUUCAAGCUGGGUUUCAUAGCUUUAUUUGUUAAUACGUUUGCAGAAUCCAUUCCUAUGGGGACAAACAACUUAGUUCCAGUUAGAGCACUUGUUGAAGUAGAUGACAUUUCUAAAAUCGAUUGGUGUGCAUAUUUGUUGUACUGUGUGAAAAAUUCAAAAGGGAGAUGGCAUCCAGACAACCCCAAGUGUUAUUAUAUAGGCCCGAUGUUGUUGCUAUUGCUAAUUUACUGUGAUGAAAUUGAAUGCAAGCUCCAAAAAAUAGAACGUAAAACACCAUUAGUUACGAUGUGGAUAGCAGAUAAGUUGAAGGAAAGACAAUCUUUUGAGAUUGAAGCUGGUGGAUUUGGGGUUGGGAAUCUAAUUGAACAAAGUUCAAAUUUAGAACUUGAGAAGAAUGAAAAUCAGGACAUGCGUAUUGAGGAGUAUGAAGAAAAGUAUGAAAAUUUUUUCAACAAUGUCUCAACUGAAAAGAAUGAUAUGGAAGAUAUUAUUUUUCAUUGUCUAUCGAAGUUCCCUGAAGACAAUAAAACGAAGGAGAUGAUAAGAAAGUUUAGAGACAUAUUUUCAACUACACUUUUUUCUAGUCGAGAGAAAUCAGAAACUAUUAAGGAGAGAACUGAAGUCAAAUCAGAUAGAGAUGAAGAGCUUAAUAAAACAAACAUUUCUGAUUCUGAUGAUGAUAAAGAUGAAGGAAUGAAUACAAAGUUGGUUGCAUUUUUAGCUGUUAAACCAUUACAACAGAAGUUUCCAGAGAAUGAAGAAACACAAGAAGAAGAUCAAGAUAUGAAUGUUGAUGACCGAAUAAAUUUGGGUUUUGAGAAUAAUAUUGGCGAGGAAACGAUUAGACAUCCGCAUAAUCCAGAAAGACAAAUAGAAUUUGAAGGCAUAAAUGUUGAUGACAAAAUAAAUUUGGCUUUAGAGGUGAAUAAUAUAGACGAGACUAUUGAAAAAAAGAAUUUAGAAGACAAUGUUGAGAGCAAAAAUCUUGUUAAAGGUGGUGAAAUUAUUGGUGGGGAGAAUAUUAGGGAGGGGAAUAUUGUAGAGAAGGUGGUUGGAGACAACAUAGGUGAGAGCUCAAUUGUUACACCAAAACACAAUCCAAAAGAAACUGGUGAUAAUUCUGAGGGUAAUGAUGAAGAUGGAGAAUUAGAAGGGAAUGAAGAGCAUAUUUUAGAUGAGAAAGGGAAAAAGGGUCAGAAUGUGAAUGAAAGAGGGAAAAGGAAGGUGACUAAUCCAGAUAUUUUUAGAUCACCUUUUGUGAAUAGGGUAAUUGACUUAAGUGAAAAAGUCAGUACUGAGCAAGAGAUAAUGGCGCAAAUCAUGUUUAGAUGCGUUGCAGACAAAGAUCCAAUGGAAAUGCUGUUUGAAACUGAGUCUGGAGACAUAAUGGAUAGGGUGCAUUUUGAGGGUAUGCGUCCAAAUCAUAAGAUACAUCCUUUCGUUAUUGAUUGUUGGGCUGCUGUUCUUAAUUUUGAAGAAGAAAACCUGAGAAACAAAAAAUCACCACCACGUGUCUUCUUCAACACUCAAAUUAUGACAGAAAAAUUACUGGAUUCUUCAAUACCUUUUGUUGAAAGAUCCCGACUUUUUGAUGAGGCUGUAAACAAUUACUUAUAUGACAUCAAAAGAAAAGUGGAUUUCAAUUCUAUUAAUCUGGUGUUUUUUCCAAUACACAACCGUGGUCAUUUUUAUUGUAUUCUUUUCAACCUUACAAAUCCAGAACAUAUAAUCAUUGACAACAUAAGAUACACCAAAAAAGUAGAAGAUGUCUAUGGAGAGAUUCCUAAACUUGUGCAAAUGUACUUUUCAAAGUUUUUGACAACAAUCGGCGGGAUAAGGCAUAUGGAAAAAUACAUGGGUGAGAAAGAAGAAAAAUGGGAUGUGGAACUGGGAGAAAGUGUUAGGACAUCUAAAAAGAUUGCAAAGUUGCGUACAUUUUAUGUUUCUAAGCUAGCAAACCAUCAAAUCAACAAGCAGAGAAAAUUGAAUGUUACAGAAGCAUUGGAAUUUUCAAAACUUGAUAAGAAAACUAGGUGUAUGUUGGUGAAAGAAGGCAGUGAAGCAAGAGACAAUUUGGAAAUGAAGAAAGUUUGA
Molecule: messenger RNA, 3069 nt
Organism: Lactuca saligna
Lineage: Eukaryota; Viridiplantae; Streptophyta; Magnoliopsida; Asterales; Asteraceae
Source: the annotation of a GenBank genome assembly